GAAGCGUAUGCAGAUGAGGCUGUGAAAGAAGGAAAAUAACAAUGCACUUUUUCCCUUUGUAUUCAAAGUAGAAAUCUGAAGUGAUGAUGUGCAGAACUUUGUAAAAACCUUAAUGUUUUGACGUUCAAGAAAGAUGCACCUCAAACCCAGAAACCUGACAUGUAUACUAAAGCUGCUGUUUUUGACUGGUGUUCUUUGCAAUACAUGGAAAGUGGAAUAUCAACAGCAGCAUAUCUGUGCGAUUAAAGGCUCUUCUGUGGUUUUUCUUUGUUCAUUUUUCUCUCCGGGCAUGAAGACAGUGAGGACCGUCAAGUGGGGUCAUGCAACAUCUCAGCGUUUAGUUUCUGACAGUAAUUCGGUACAAGUCAGCUCAAGGUUUCAGUAUAUUGGUGACAGACGGCACAACUGUUCUUUGAAAAUACACCAAGUGGAGAAAAGGGAUGCUGGAAAAUACAAUGUCAGACUUCUUAUGGCCAAAGGCAAAGGUUUCUUGACACGAAACAAAAGCCUGUCAUUAAGGGUUGUGGCUUUGAGUGUUUUUGGGACAAAACUCAACACGAGCAGAUCAACAAAGGAGGGCGACCCUUUGAAUCUGACCUGUGUCAACAGCUGUGAUGGCGCCAACUCUUCCUCUGCUUUCACCUGGUUUAAAAACGGUGAAGUCCUACAUGAAGGACCUGUGCUUUAUUUAAGCCACACAUCCAUCUCUGACUCUGGAAACUACUCUUGUUCUCUGAAGACACAACCAGCAGCAACCUCAGCAGCCGUGCAUGUUGAUGUUGAGUAUGGCCCUAAGAACACAUUAGUGUCUGUCACACCAUCCGUGGAGGUUUACACUGGCAGCAACUUCACCCUGAUCUGCAGCAGCAAUGCAAACCCCCCAGUGGAGAAUUACACCUGGUUCAAAAAAGAUAAUGAUGAUGAAGUCGUGGGCCACCAGUCUUUGCUGUUCUCUAGUCAAACCGGCCGGUAUUUCUGCAGUGCCGCCAACAAACAUGGACGCCAGAACUCCUCUGAUGUGACUAUAAAGACUAAAUCAACCUGGAUGACUUUUACCAGAGAUGUGCUCUGUGGUGCUACAGCUGUUGUGCUUCAGAUUACAAUCACUCUCUGCGUCAUCACAAGAUGUCAUAAAAGAAGGACAUGGAUGCCAACAGUGGACUGUGAGGAAGAUGUACAGGAUACGGACUAUGUCAACUGGCUUACCUGUGACAUUAACCAAUCACAAGAAGACCAUCAGCGGGAAGAAGGUCCAGAACUCAUCUAUGCAACUAUUGACUUCAGCAGCACAUAAUCAAACAUGUAACAUGCUUUCACAAUAUUUAUUUAUUCCAUGUGUUAGAAGUAUGGUAACUAAUGGACUGUAGCACCUGCAGCCAGAAGGAGAUGGACUCCCUUAAUGGUGACAAAAGACAGGUGAGAUGUGAAGAAUGUGUCUUUUUGUUUCUUAUGCACCAACAGUAGAACCUCUUAUAUAUUGGGCCUUCUUGAUUUGUCAUCAAAUGCAUACCGAGAACAAGGAAACGGGUGUUAGUGACAAUAUGAGACUUUACCGCCGUGUAAUAGAAGUUACAAAGUUGAUCUAAAGGCACCAUUGAUUUCAUCACGUACAAUGAUGCUGCAGUCAGUUAUUUAAGCACUGUAUAAAUUUGGCAAAUAUGCAUGAUAAGGAGCAUGACUGACAGGUGGUGAUCAUAUCAGUCCUAUCAGACAGCCUAUAGCUGCUUGAAGGCCUAAGAUACACUUGCUAUUUAACCUUUUUUAUCAGAUGCAUCUGGCUGUGUCAUGACCAUUCUUGUAAAUAUACAGGUGCAUCUACAGAAAUAGAAAAUCCUGUAAAAGUAUUUUUCUCCCACAUAUUCUAGAUACAAAGAGGAAUAUUUCAAGACUUUAUUUUGUUUUAAUGUUGAUGGAUGUGGCUUACAGUUCACAAAAAUUAAAAACCCACUAUCUCAAAAUGUAAGAAUGUCACAAAACACCAAUCAAAAAAAGGAUUUAAAAUACAAAAAUGUUGACAUUCUGUAAAAUCAUGCUCAUGUUCUCUCAGUACGGCUCAAGCUUAGAGAUAGAUGCUGCUUCUUUAAAUCAAAAGGAGCAAGUUGAGAUGGUUCAGGCAUCUGAAUAGGAUGCGUCCUGGGUGCCUCCCUUUGGAGGUCCGGCUGGGAGGAGACCUCAGGGGAGACCUAAUUUAGAAUGUGCUGAGGGAUUGUGUAUCCUGUCUGGUCUGGGAACAUCUCAGUAUUCUCCCUAAAGGGAUGUCACUGGAGAGGGAGAUGUCUGGGUUUACUUGCUCAGCCCACUACCAUGGAUGGAUUGAUGGAUGGACAGUUAUUGACUUAUCUUAAAUUAGAGUACAAAUCAACAAACAUUUAGAAGAAAUUAAGUAAGAAAUGAUGGUGAAAUAAAUGUUUGAAGCAUGUG
Molecule: messenger RNA, 2421 nt
Organism: Cheilinus undulatus (humphead wrasse)
Lineage: Eukaryota; Metazoa; Chordata; Actinopteri; Labriformes; Labridae
Product: B-cell receptor CD22-like
Exons: 7
Coding region: 134-1294 (386 amino acids)
Source: RefSeq, a predicted model, not a curated record